CUCCACUCAAAAAGCAACUGUGCGAAGUUCCACCCCUUCUCCUACUCUCUUUUCGGCUUUAUUGGCCACUUUGUCUACGUGAAAUGCUUGCUUCUGAAUGGCAGCAACCGGAUCCUUUUACACUCUUCCUUGCUCGCCUAGAAGUGUGAGAAGACUUUUGCGCUCCCUCCACGGCAGAGAGAAAAAGAGGAGGGGAUUGAAGAAAAAAAUAAGAGGUGGUGAAGGGGGCCCUGAGUCCUUUUUUUUUUUUUUUGAGGAACUUUCUCUGGAGCCUUGAAUCGUCUCUUUAUGCCCUUCAAUUUUAUCAGCUAUGGUGGGGGACUGAUGGUGGCUUUCCUCCCUCGAAUCUAAAGCCACCUUUGAGAAAUAGCAAAGCAAAAAAAAAGGGUGGAGGUUCGCUUGUUGGAGGGUUGAGGAGUGAAAAUUCAGAGGAAGUUUGAGGGGGUUUGGAGGAUAUUGUGGUAGGUUUUUGAUUGGAGGGAGGAAGAAGAUGGCCGGAGGUGGAGGCGGUGGCGGAGGUGGCGGAUUGGCGCCGCUGCCGAAGCAGGAGGAGUUGGUGCCCCACCCAGUGAAGGAUCAGCUUCCCAACAUUUCCUACUGCAUCACCAGUCCUCCUCCAUGGCCGGAGGCUAUCCUUCUCGGUUUCCAGCACUACCUGGUUAUGCUUGGCACCACUGUUAUCAUUCCUACUGCUCUUGUUCCUCAGAUGGGUGGAGGAAAUGAUGAGAAAGCUCAGGUGAUCCAGACAUUACUGUUUGUGGCCGGCUUAAACACUCUGUUACAGACCUUGUUUGGAACUCGUUUACCUGCUGUGAUCGGAGGCUCAUACAGCUUUGUUCUCCCUACCAUCUCCAUCAUCCUAGCUGGCCGUUAUAGUAACAUCCCAGAUCCUCAUGAGAAAUUCCUACACAUCAUGCGGGGAACCCAAGGUGCCCUGAUUGUUGCUUCAACUCUUCAGAUCAUAUUGGGUUUCAGUGGGCUAUGGCGCAAUGUUGCAAGAUUUCUAAGUCCACUCUCAGCUGUACCUCUUGUUGCUCUUGCCGGAUUUGGGCUCUAUGAGCUUGGUUUCCCUGGAGUGGCAAAAUGCAUUGAAAUUGGACUUCCACAAUUAUUAAUACUGAUAAUAUUUUCUCAGUACAUGCCCCAUGCUGUACAUUCACAAAGACCUGUCUUUGACCGGUUCGCUGUCAUAUUCUCUGUUGCAAUUGUUUGGCUUUAUGCUUUCAUACUCACGAUGGGCGGGGCAUAUAGGAAUGCAGCACCGAAAACUCAACAGCAUUGUCGCACUGAUCGUUCUGGACUUGUUGGUGCAGCUCCUUGGAUAAGAGUUCCAUAUCCUUUUCAAUGGGGAGCACCAACAUUUGAUGCAGGUGAAGCUUUUGCAAUGAUGGCUGCUUCAUUUGUCGCUCUUGUAGAGUCAACUGGUACUUUUAUUGCGGUUGCAAGGUAUGCAAGUGCUACACCAUUGCCCCCAUCCAUUCUCAGUCGUGGUGUUGGUUGGCAGGGGAUUGGUAUCUUGUUGGAUGGGCUGUUUGGAACAGCUAAUGGCUCCACAGUAUCUGUUGAAAAUGCUGGUUUGCUAGCCUUGACACGUGUUGGCAGCAGAAGAGUUGUGCAAAUUUCGGCAGGCUUCAUGAUAUUCUUUUCCAUUCUUGGAAAAUUUGGAGCGGUUUUUGCAUCCAUUCCAGGACCAAUAAUUGCAGCUUUAUAUUGCAUUUUCUUUGCAUAUGUUGGUGCAGCUGGUCUCAGUUUCCUUCAAUUCUGCAACCUCAACAGCUUCCGGACAAAAUUUAUCUUAGGUUUCUCUGUGUUUAUGGGUUUGUCUGUUCCACAAUAUUUCAAUGAGUACACGUCGGUUGCUAGCUAUGGUCCGGUACACACUGGUGCAAGAUGGUUCAAUGAUAUUGUCAACGUGAUAUUCUCUUCGGAAGCAUUUGUUGCGGGCCUUGUGGCAUAUUUCUUGGACAACACCCUGCACAGGCAUGACAGCGCAACCAGAAAGGACAGGGGCCGUCACUUCUGGGACAGAUUCAGAUCCUUCAAUGCAGACAGCAGAAGUGAGGAAUUUUAUUCAUUGCCAUUCAACCUGCAUAAAUUCUUCCCAUCCGUGUGAGCGUGCAGCUAGGCAGUAUUGAACACCAUAAUGUCCUUGUAGGAUUUUUUUUGCCGCAAUGUUACAAUGUUGGUUCUUGUUUUCUAUUCCGACUCCUAAGGGUUUUUCUGUGUGUGUGUCUGUGUGUUUAUGUGCUUAUUUUGUUUAUUUGAUAGGUAAAAUACAUUAAAAGUCCAUAAAAUUAUUGCUGCCUGGAUUUUGCAAUUUA
Molecule: messenger RNA, 2321 nt
Organism: Phoenix dactylifera (date palm)
Lineage: Eukaryota; Viridiplantae; Streptophyta; Magnoliopsida; Arecales; Arecaceae
Product: nucleobase-ascorbate transporter 6-like
Biological process (GO): transmembrane transport
Cellular component (GO): membrane
Molecular function (GO): transmembrane transporter activity
Source: RefSeq, a predicted model, not a curated record